UACCAAACUAAUUUAAAAUCUCAAGAAAUAAAAUCAAAAUCCCAACAGUCUUCACAUUCACUUCCAUCGCAAAACCUAACUCGUCCCAGCCUCCCCAGUGGCCGGCGAAGACAGCCGCCUGUCAUUUUUUAGGCAAACUAAACUGUAUUCUUUGAGAGAAAGUGAGCGUUUCAACUAACCCUUGUUCUUUCUUUUUCAUUAUUACCUUUCUCUCCAUUUUCACCUUCCUUCGUUUUCACCGCCUGUGCUUUCGGUGUCUUCAAACAAUACACUUAUUCAACGCAUAUUCAAGGAGAGCUUAUUUUUCUCUUACCCAUUUCGAGAAAAAAAAAAUUUUUCUAUCCGUCCGUUUGUGCAAAAUCAAAUCUUUUCAGCAAAACUACUGUCUAUCAGGUUGAACCUUUGAAAAACUUCAUCUGGGUAUUUGCUGAAUUCUAAAUAAAAGCUUAUAUCAGACGUGGUUUUUCUUGUUAUGGGUAAGAGAGGAGGAAUUCAACUGUUUGAUGAUAGAAGUGCAAUCUGUGAUUUGGCAUCUCAAUGGAAUCUCAAAGACGAUAACUUUCAUUGUCAGUAUCAACUGGGUGGCUUAUUUGCAAGCGUGGGCCAAAUGGGAGUAAAUUUCGGUGUUUCUCCAAACUCGCCAAAUCCUCAUGACAGUAACAAUGGCGGCAUCAAAUCUCCGUUGACUGAUUUGUAUGUAAAGUACGUUACUUCAAAGGGUGGAGCUUGCAUUAUUGAGGUGCCGGAAGGUGAAACGACUAUGAAGAAGAAGAAGGGUGGACUUAAAUUGAAAAUUAAGAUUGCAAAUCCUUCAUUGAGGCGGUUGUUUAGUGGAGCAAUAGCUGGGGCUGUGUCAAGGACAGCUGUGGCUCCACUGGAGACUAUAAGGACGCAUUUGAUGGUAGGGAGCAGUGGACAUACAACUGGUGAGGUGUUCCAUAAUAUAAUGAAGACUGAUGGGUGGAAGGGCUUGUUUAGGGGUAAUUUGGUUAAUAUCAUCCGUGUUGCGCCUAGCAAGGCUAUUGAGCUUUUUGCUUUCGAUACGGUCAACAAGAAAUUGUCAGCCAAACCUGGGGAACAGUCAAAAAUUCCCAUUCCUGCAUCAUUAAUUGCUGGGGCCUGUGCUGGAGUUAGCUCAACUUUAUGCACAUAUCCUCUUGAGUUGGUCAAGACUCGUUUAACCAUACAGAGAGAUGCAUAUGAUGGUAUAGUUGAUGCAUUCGUAAAAAUACUGCAAGAAGAAGGCCCUGCAGAACUCUACAGAGGUCUUGCUCCCAGCCUAAUUGGAGUAAUUCCAUAUGCUGCCACCAAUUACUUCGCUUAUGAUUCAUUAAGGAAAGCUUAUAAGAAAGCAAUCAAGCAAGAAAAAAUUGGCAACAUUGAAACCCUUUUAAUUGGAUCACUAGCAGGUGCUAUAUCAAGUAGUGCAACUUUUCCUCUUGAAGUGGCUCGCAAGCACAUGCAGGUUGGAGCAGUCAGUGGACAGGUAUACAAGAAUGUUAUUCAUGCACUCGCUAGCAUUCUCGAGAAAGAAGGGAUCACUGGUUUGUAUAAAGGUUUAGGACCCAGCUGCUUGAAGUUGGUGCCUGCUGCUGGGAUUUCUUUUAUGUGCUAUGAAGCAUGCAAAAGAAUACUGGUUGAGAAAGACGAGGAAGCAUAAAUCUCUUUUGAAAAUAAGAAGGCUGGGAUACUUAUUUAUAUAUGCUGGGUUGAAUAAUUUUGCUCUCAUCUUUGAUACUGACAAUUUUUUUUUUUAAUGACUCGUUCAAGGAGGCAAUUUUCAGGCGAGAAUUUCUUUUUCUUUUUCUUAGAAAGAUGUCUUUUUUUUUUUUUUUCGCUUUUUAUUGGAUGAGACUGUAAGCCAAUUAAGAGAGAAUGAGAUUUUGAUUAUAUUUUGAAAUCGAGACCAUUUUUCCAUA
Messenger RNA from Mangifera indica (mango), 1919 nucleotides. Its product is annotated as adenine nucleotide transporter BT1, chloroplastic/mitochondrial-like. The transcript is spliced from 3 exons. Gene Ontology annotation, biological process: transmembrane transport. NCBI's taxonomy places the organism in Eukaryota, Viridiplantae, Streptophyta, Magnoliopsida, Sapindales, Anacardiaceae. The record is from RefSeq and is a predicted model, not a curated record. The coding region runs from base 473 to 1660 and encodes 395 amino acids.